Molecule: messenger RNA, 1288 nt
Organism: Chroicocephalus ridibundus (black-headed gull)
Lineage: Eukaryota; Metazoa; Chordata; Aves; Charadriiformes; Laridae
Gene: FABP2
Product: fatty acid binding protein 2
Exons: 5
Coding region: 470-868 (132 amino acids)
Biological process (GO): fatty acid transport
Cellular component (GO): cytosol; nucleus
Molecular function (GO): long-chain fatty acid binding
Source: RefSeq, a predicted model, not a curated record
AUCAGACCUCAGAGAACAGUUCUUUAUGCUGUCAGCACUGUACCAACGUAGAGACACCAUGAAACUCGUAAAUAUUGACCACCUGUGGAGAUUCCUACUUAACUGACAGAUCUGUGGGACUGAUCUGAACAGGAUUCUAAGGAUUCUUGCCCAGUAAAAAGAAACGUUAAGGAAGGGAAAAAUGAGACAGAGAUGGAGCAACAAGCUUCGAUGUGAAAUUCAGGACCCAGCUACUUCCUGCUCGACGGUGAAAAGGUUUGGAGUUGGCUGGUUAGCCUGACUUCUGAGGGAGACCAAAGAAUCACAAGGGGGGAAAGGCAAGUUGUGAGACAGCUGACUGGAAAAGCACAUCUGAGAGAUCUUCCUCUUAGUUGAAGACUCACUCCAGAAGACUCUCCCCCCUUUUUAACGUUCAGAAAAACUGCUGAAAGACCUGUUACUUCAGAACAGUCCUCCUACAGACAGAAACAUGGCAUUUAAUGGUACUUGGAAAGUAGAAAAAAAUGAAAACUAUGAAAAGUUCAUGGAGGUGAUGGGUGUUAACAUAAUGAAAAGAAAGUUAGGAGCCCACGAUAAUCUGAAGAUCACUAUUCAACAAGAUGGAAACAAAUUUACUGUCAAAGAAUCCAGCAACUUCCGUACUGUAGAUAUUGAAUUCAAUCUGGGAGUCAAUUUUGAGUACAGUCUGGCUGAUGGGACUGAACUUACUGGCGCUUGGAACAUGGAAGGAAACAAACUGGUAGGAACAUUUACCAGAAAAGAUAAUGGAAAAGUACUCACAGCAUACAGAGAAAUCAUAGGUGAUGAACUUGUUCAGACCUACGUAUAUGAAGGAGUUGAAGCCAAGAGAAUCUUCAAGAGGGGCUGAGUACUUUACCCAGAACCACACCAGAAUCAAAAACCAAUGAAAAAAAGACCCCAUUUUUCUACAUAUCCUCUGCCUUUUUUUUUUUUUUUUUAAUCCCGUCACAGCACCUCCUAAACUGCAAUUUCUUAGCCCUGCUGAAAACACAGGCCAGUUCCUAUGUUCACUGUUUUGCCUUGAAUAAAAAAAAAAAAAAAAUCCGAUUACAAUUUGAUAGAAAUGCUAAAAUGUUAUUUGUAUUACCCGAGUGCCGUACUGUAAAAGGCUGCAGAAAUUAUUUUCUAUAAGCAGAACUUAAAUAUUUUUUGCACUGGUUCUCAUUGGGCAACUUCGCUUCCUUACCAUAAUAUUUAUAGAUACGCAGUUUCUCUGUGGACUGAAUAUUGUGUAAUAAGGAUGGUAAAACCUGCAAUAAACCUGACA